Messenger RNA from Macadamia integrifolia, 2868 nucleotides. Its product is annotated as pentatricopeptide repeat-containing protein At5g66520-like. Gene Ontology annotation, biological process: RNA modification. The coding region runs from base 82 to 1782 and encodes 566 amino acids. Lineage: Eukaryota; Viridiplantae; Streptophyta; Magnoliopsida; Proteales; Proteaceae. The record is from RefSeq and is a predicted model, not a curated record. The transcript has a single exon. Gene Ontology annotation, molecular function: RNA binding; protein binding.
ACCCAUUAGGAUUUAGGUGUCGUUCACGAAUGAAUGUAGGACAGAUAUUUGAGGAGCCGAGAAUAAAGGGAAAGUACUCCGAUGCAAGGGAAGAUUGAAUUGCAACGGUUGAAACGUUUGCGACUGUUGCAACAGUUGCAACGGUUCAAUUCGAGGAACUCACUCUUGCGCUUCAUCGACGAAUGCAAGAACAUGAGAGAGCUCAAACAAAUCCAUUCUCAGAUCAUAACCUCUCCCACUUUACGCAGAUACGACCACUACAUCCUCCUCGAUCGACUCAUCUUCUUCUGUGCCUUCUCUGAAUUCGGUUCUUUCAAUUACGCCACCCAUGUCUUUUACAGCAUUGACUCUCCAAAUUUUUUCAUUUACAACACCAUGAUCAGAGCCUAUACAUCUAAGUCUGACUCCAAGAGGUACAUCGAAACCUCUUCAUACCAAUCCCUCCCCCUGUACAAGCAAAUGCUCAUUAAUGGAUUCAGACCCGGCAACCAGACUUUCACCUUCCUAAUCAAGGAAUGUACAACCCAUCUCGAUGCUAAAUUGGGCCGAAGUGUAUACGCUCAUGUCAUUAGAAUGGGAUUCAGUAACGACCCAUUCAUUCAAAACUCAAUGAUCAAUCUAUAUGCCUCGUGCGGGUUUUUGGUUUGCGCACGGUGUCUGUUCAACGAAAUGACUGUACGAGAUAUUAUUUCUUGGAAUUCAAUUAUCACUGGGUACUUGAGAAAUGGGUUUCUCGACUUGGCAUUGGAUAUGUUCAGAAGGAUUGAGGAGAAAAAUGUAAUUACUUGGAACUCAAUGAUUACAGGGUUAGCUCAAGGUGGUCGGCCCAAGGAGGCCCUGGAGUUAUUCCAUGAAAUGCAGAUUUUGGGUAAUGAUGUAGUUAAACCUGACAAGAUAUCGAUAGCUAGUGUUGUUUCGGCUUGUGCUGCUCUUGGUGCUCUGGAUCAAGGGGAAUGGGUGCAUAGUUAUUUGGAAAGAAGUGGGUUAGAGUUUGAUAUGGUAAUUGGUACCUCACUGGUUGACAUGUAUGGGAAAUGCGGAUGUGUGGAGAGAGCAGUUGAGGUUUUUAAGAAUAUGCCUCAUAAGGAUGUCUUCGCAUGGACAGCUAUCAUUUCAGUGCUUGCUUUUCAUGGGCUUGCAGAACCGGCUUUCAAUCAUUUUGAAGAGAUGAGAAUACAGGGGACAAAGCCAACCCCGGUGACAUUUGUGGCACUGCUGUCUGCUUGUGCUCAUUCUGGUCUAGUAGAUAAAGCCUAUCACUAUUUCAAUAUGAUGAGACAGGUUUACUCCAUUGAGCCGCAGGUUCACCAUUAUGCUUGCAUGGUUGAUACACUUGGUCGAACUGGACACCUUGAAGAAGCAGAGAAUCUUAUUAGAAAUAUGCCAUUGGAGCCUGAUGUUUUUGUUUGGGGUGCAUUGCUUGGGGCAUGCCAGAUGCAUGGGAAUGUAGACUUGGGAGAAAUGGUGGCACAUUAUCUCAUCAAGCUGGAUCCUCUUAACCAUGCUUAUUACAUGACCUUGUUGGACAUAUAUGCCAAAACCAAUAGAUUUGAUGACGUGAAGAGAAUUAGGACCUUUUUGAAAGCGAAAGGGAUUAAAAAGCCAGUGCCUGGCUGUAGUAUUAUUGAAAUUGACGGAGUAGUUCAAGCCUUCUCAGUGCAAGGGUCGCUGGAAGUCAUGAUGGAGGAGAUACAGAUGGUUUUAGAUGGAGUUUACUCUGAGAUGUGCGUGAUUGGAAACUUACAUGAUAUUAGUCAAGAAUUAGUGGACACUGAGACAUAAAGUUGGUGAGGAUCUCUUUGGCAGUUUGAGAAUAUCAGUUUCCAUUGACAUAUUCCUAGCCAGAUUUAUUAGAAGAAAAAAGAAGUUGUGGAUAUUUAUUCAAUAGAGAACCCCUGGGCGUAGCCACGAAAUUCUCAGCUGUAGAUUUUGGGAACAGCAUCAUGGUAACAAACUCACCAAGGUGUGGUGGAAUUGCAAUGUCCUCGCCAACUUCAAGAAUGAAGGUACUUGGAUAGAUAUGGAGGGAAUAUAUGCCUAUAUAGGUAGAUCCUUGGAGAUAUUUUGUCCUUGAAGAUUCUAGGAUAGUAUGUCUCCUUCUGGAAGAUCCAAGGAGUUUUCAUUCGUUUACAUUUGUUUACAUCUUUGUGCAAUCACUACCAACGCAAUGUAAUUCAAUCAUGGAAGUUUAAUUGGAACUCCAAGCUCCCCAAAAAGAUUAAAAGCUUUUCCCUGGCAAACAUGCUCUCUGGCCUAUCAUAUGUCUGUGACCAACUCCCCUUCACGAUGGUUUUGUGGUGCAGAUGCCAAAACGGCUGAGAACACAACCAUUUUGAAUUUCCAGAUCUGGAUGGUCACACCAUUCCCCAUCGGCCCAUUUCCUUCCUCACCCCCUCCUCCAUUGCAUGAAUGGAUCCAACAGUGGAGUGUCAUUGCUAAGUUGUCUUCCAACAGAAAGAACUUUCGAAAUUCUUGGUCUUAGUUGCUGGGAGAUCUGGCUCUUUGGAGGAAAAUGUCUGCCUUGGCUCUGCCUGCUUUGGCAAUGGGUUACACUGCAAAUUUGCACUCUCCUCACCCAUUUCUUGGAUAUCUACUCAAUAUAACUCUUGGAAUCUGAUCAUCUGGGAAAUGGGAGGUUGAUUCAGACUGUAGACGAACAGCAAUUUUUUUUCUGAUUGCCUUGAAGCUUUUAGAGCCAUUAACAAUCCUGAGGCUCUCACACUCUCUCAAUAGUUGCUGUCAAUUGUAAAGGCUAUCCAGAACCUGGCCACGUCCUUGCUGAGAACAUGCUUCAUCUAUCACCCCUGCAUGUUCAAUGUCUCUGCUCAUGGCUUGCUAGAAUAGCAUGUAUGUUCUCCUCUGCUGCCU